Molecule: messenger RNA, 1017 nt
Organism: Peronospora farinosa
Lineage: Eukaryota; Oomycota; Peronosporomycetes; Peronosporales; Peronosporaceae
Source: the annotation of a GenBank genome assembly
AUGAACAUAUCCAAUGACGACGCAGCAGCAAGGGAGAAGAAAGUGACACAUGCCUGUUUGUAUUGCACUAACGUGAAAGCGCUACGCGAUUUGCUGCCACCAAAGCGAUGUGAUUACUGCCAUAAAUUUCGAUGCCAAUUCUGCACACUCAAGUUUCCGUUGCUUGGUGUACGCAAGGGGCUCCCGAAAAAGCUCAAGGGCAAUUCGCACAUCUGCAUUCAGUGUUUUGGCAAGGUCUGGCAAGAAAAUGAGGCUGCUGUCUCGUCCGACAUUCUGAGGUGUGGGUGUAAAGACUCACAUUGCAUGAAGCACGCGUUCCUGCCGAACACUCAGGGAAAAGACCGUGAGUCCCGCGGUGCGAGCUUUAUCGGGAUCGAGCCAGUGCGCCGAAGAUCAACGUUGGAGUCAGAGUUGAUGAUGAGUUUGAAUCGACGUAGCUUCGAAAUGGACUCUAGCCAUCGAACGUCCAUGCUAGAGUCUGAACGUCGCAUGUCCAUGAUGGCUGGCGAUCAGGUGUGGCCAAGGUGUGACUCUAUUGAUGAUUCCCGAAGACUUUCGCUCGGCAAUGACCUUGUCGAGCAACCAAAAAUCUCAAAGGAUCAGCACAGUGGGAUUGCAUACCGCAUGGCGUCGUGUUUGGGCCUCAUAGCAAGCGACAUCCCUGACGGUACAAGCAUGAACUUUGCAAUUGAUAUGUGGAUGUCACUCUUUGCAGCUUCCAUUCUGCUGGUGAUCGCACUGGCAGACGGGUUCACGCUUCAUCAGCGCCUAUGGUAUUGCAUCGCAACAUAUGGAAUAUUUAUUACACUGCACCCUUGGAUUCAUGCGGAUAGAUUAAGCGGAUAUAGACCAAGAGUGACAGAAGAAACUGCGCAGUCUAAUGUUGUAGCACUUCAGGCAGCUGCAAAAGUGAAGGCAACACGUCAGAAGUCCUCCGCAGUUCCAGGAAACGGACCUGUUUCACAAGAGUACAAAGCUCGGCUACAAGCGAUAAAGAAACAUUGCCGUACUACUUGA